Molecule: messenger RNA, 2163 nt
Organism: Homarus americanus (American lobster)
Lineage: Eukaryota; Metazoa; Arthropoda; Malacostraca; Decapoda; Nephropidae
Product: neither inactivation nor afterpotential protein G-like
Exons: 12
Coding region: 313-2163 (616 amino acids)
Cellular component (GO): mitochondrial inner membrane
Molecular function (GO): choline dehydrogenase activity; flavin adenine dinucleotide binding
Source: RefSeq, a predicted model, not a curated record
GAAAUUCUCAAUACUUUCCUCUCUUGGUAUUUGUUAUUUUUUUUUUUUAAUGCAGUGAAGUUUUCUACCAAUGUUGAUGAAUUACAGAAACACAUCUGAACUGUAAUGGAGUAAAAUAUCUGAAAAUAUAAUAAAUGAACGCUAAAAUCAAGGUAAAUACAAAUUACUUCACAGGGUCUUGAGUUGGAGACUGUUUGCCCUACCACACUGUGUUGAGACUCGGCCGGUGGCGGUGCGGGAGGAGUCAGUGGGCGGUAGUGUGUGUGUGUGUCUUGUUUAGGAACUGUUUAGUGUAGUGGGGCCCUCGUCAGGAUGGUGGAGCAGCAGGAACAAGGCGGUGGAGGCUGGAAUUUCACCCGAAUAGGUGUGGUGACCGUGGUAUUAGGUGUGGCGGCGUGGACAUGGCAGGCGUGGUUUGGUACAUCAGUGGGCGUGGUUUACAAGGCGGACCCCGUCUACGACUUCAUCGUGGUGGGCGGGGGCACGGCAGGCAGUGUAGUGGCCGCUAGGCUGAGUGAGGUGGACCACUACCGCGUCCUGCUGGUGGAGGCCGGGGGUGAGGAGCCCUGGCUCUCUAACAUACCCCUGGCAGCCCCCCUUCUCCAGCGGUCCCGUUUUGACUGGCAGUACCUCACUGCACCUCAGAAGUUGUCUUCGGGGGCUCUGGUAGACAAGCAAUCAGCGUGGCCUCGGGGUCGGGUGCUAGGGGGGAGCGGCACCAUCAACUACAACAUCCACAUGUUGGGGUCGCCUCAGGAUUUCCAGGUUUGGGAAGAGGAGUAUGGUGCUGCUGGCUGGGGCUUCACCCAGAUGAGGAAGUACGCCAACAAGGCCGAGUGUCGCAGGCUCAGGCCCAAGAUCUUCAAGCAGGAGCAAUGCAGCAGCGAGGCCCAGGAGAAGUCAGAGGCAGAAUGCAACAGCACCAGCGGCGAGGGACUAAAAGUGGGACCUGGCGGUCACGUGAGACAACACCAAGAUGCUGUCCAGUGCUACCACCCUCCGGUCCGCGUCCAUACCGCUGCCUCCACCCUCACAGACACGUUUCUCGCUGCAGGAAAGGAGCUAGGCCUGCCGGUGGGUAACCUCAACGAUGACAUCGACUAUGGGGUGAUGGCGGCCGAGACGACGGUGUUCAAGGGUCGUCGCUGGAGUACUGCCACUGGCUAUCUUAGACCUGCUCUUGGCCGACCAAACCUCCACGUCCUCCUCCACACACAUGUCACCAAGAUCAUUUGGGAGGGCAAACGUGCUGUGGGUGUGGAAUUUGUACAGUGGGACAAUGCCCACCUUAAUGGGUCGGUGUAUGCUCACGGGGAGGUGGUACUGGCAGGAGGAGCCAUCAACACCCCUCACCUCCUCACUCACUCUGGUGUGGGACCCAAGUCUAUCCUGGAAAAGUUUCAGAUCCCAGCAGUGUCCGUGCUUGAUGGGGUCGGAGGCAACCUUCAGGAUCAUCUCAAUCUGCCAAUAUACAUCUCCUUGGAGAAGUCUGCCUCCCUCAACCCUGCCAAGAUGCGCACCGCCUCCAACAUGUGGGACUACUUUAUCAAUAGUGGCAAAGGUGACCUAGGAAGGACAGCCAUCGAGGGUGUAGGGGUGAUGCGACUGUCACACCAACAGCCUGAGGUUGGCGUCAUUCUCUUCAACAUGGGAGCCGUCGACAAACAUGUCUACUCCUCCGUCUCCAACAUGAAACUUGAUUACUUUGAAUCAACGUUCCCAAACAUGGACAACCAGAGUGCCGAGGGGUUCAUCUUUCUGGCAACAUGUUUACACCCAAAGAGUCGGGGUCUAGUUCGUGUGGUGUCAAGCGACCCCCGUCAUCCCCCCUCCAUCGACCCCAAAUACCUCCACCAUCCCUACGACAUCACUUGCAUGAGAGAUGCAUUUAAGUUUGUGUUGCGUUUGGCACGAACCAAAGCAUUCCAGAGCUUGGGUGCCUCUGUCCACCUGCCACGGUAUGAUGAGUGUAAGGUACGUGGCAGUGGAGGUGUCUAUCGCUGUACACCCACUAGGGUGAUUGGCACGGAGAGGUUGCGUGUGGUAGAUGCAUCAGUGAUGCCCACACAGGUCUCAGGAACACCCAACUCUGUAAUCACUGUCAUUGCUGAGAAGGCUGCAGACCUCAUCAAGCUAAUUGACUUUGGCUACAUUUUUCUGUAG